CUCUUUAGUGUGACUUUAGUGAGUCAGUGUGAGCCUUCACAACCCGUGGAUAGAUGAUCAGAACUUUCACUUUAUCAUAAACUCUGCAGGAAUCUUUUUGGCCAAAGCAGCCAGAAGCUAUGAUGCAAGAAAAAAGCCGCAGUGAGGAGGUGAAUCUGGCACAGAUUCAGGAGAUGUGUGUCAUUUUUCUGCGGGAAUGCCCCAGUGGCGCCUUGCAUUUACACGAGUUCAAGAGGAUCUUUGGCGUCCAGAGCAGCUCACCAGAGGAGUCCCUCUUCUUGGAGACAAUCUUCCGUUCCUUCGACACAAACCAGGACAACACGCUGGACUUCAUUGAGUAUGUUGCCGCCCUUAACUUGAUUUUAAGAGGCAGUCUUGAAGACCGGCUCAAGUGGUCCUUUAAGAUGUACGACCGGGAUGGGAACGGAAAACUGGACAGGAAGGAGGUCAAGAGUCUCAUAAGGAUUCUUCACAAAAUCAAGCUUCAGAUGACUGAAGUCAGUCUGACUCCAUCUCAGAUCUGUGAUCGGAUCUUUGAGCUCGUUGACAACAACAAUGACGGUGAAAUAACCCUGAGUGAGUUCAUGGAGGGAGCCCAGAAGGACGAUUGGCUUAUAGAUCUUCUUAAUCUAGAUGUCCAAACCUCCGGCUGGGUGAUCCAAAACUACAAAAAGCUACCAUGACGCCUCACUGAGUGCUUAGUGUCCUCCUGUUUUGAACCAGAUGAUUUUGAAAGAUUUCCCUUGUGCUUCUGAAGAAUAAAGUGGAAUGUUCUGAUAUUGAG
Molecule: messenger RNA, 784 nt
Organism: Girardinichthys multiradiatus
Lineage: Eukaryota; Metazoa; Chordata; Actinopteri; Cyprinodontiformes; Goodeidae
Gene: guca1g
Product: guanylate cyclase activator 1g
Exons: 4
Coding region: 120-683 (187 amino acids)
Biological process (GO): visual perception
Cellular component (GO): cone photoreceptor outer segment; photoreceptor inner segment
Molecular function (GO): calcium ion binding; calcium sensitive guanylate cyclase activator activity
Source: RefSeq, a predicted model, not a curated record